This is a messenger RNA of Amorphotheca resinae ATCC 22711, 1098 nucleotides long. RefSeq lists its product as hypothetical. Gene Ontology annotation, cellular component: transcription factor TFIIF complex. The record is from RefSeq and is a predicted model, not a curated record. Lineage: Eukaryota; Fungi; Ascomycota; Leotiomycetes; Helotiales; Amorphothecaceae. Bases 1 to 1098 code for a protein of 365 amino acids. Gene Ontology annotation, biological process: transcription by RNA polymerase II; transcription initiation at RNA polymerase II promoter. The transcript is spliced from 4 exons.
AUGGCGGACCCUACGAUCAAGCCGGACCCUGAUGCGCCAGGCGCGUCACCAGGAGUUUUUACCGACGACGAUAUCUACGAAGACGCGGGGGAUCUCGAGUUCAACACUGACCCAAACUUCCAGAGGCUGUAUCUCGCUCGUGUCCCGCGGUAUGUCUGGGAAGCGUGGUCAAAACUCGACGAGGAUGCAGAGAUUCGGAUUGGAACCAUCAGGCAAGUCCAAGAGACUGGGCCCGAUGGCCAACCAAAGACAUCGCUUUCAAUGCUAUUAUCUUCCGAGGUCGGCGUGCACCAAACAAUCCCGAAAGAAUAUAUGUUAGACGUGACGGCUGAAUCAGUGAACAACACAUUCGUCUUUACGGAACAGGACCUGCCUGGAUUCAAGUCGAAAUCCAGACAGAAAUUCGAUCUUAGUAGCGCCAACAUGCCUGCCAGGCUCACUCGCCCAAGGAUCGAGAAGACGAAGCAACCAUGGGACCCCAACAAAAAGUUCACACCAUAUUUCAAAAAAGCGAUACCAAAACGAACAACCCUUGCCGGUAGAGUAGCGCAUGAAGUAAACAGUGUACCAGUGGAGAAUGAAGAGUCUCAACGACUCCUGGCAAUGAAGACAAGGGAGGCCAUGAAGCCCAAGUUCUUUACUAAGUUCGUUGACGAAGAUCUUUCCGACAAUCGCGCGGGCUUUAUCCAGCCUGGCACAGUUGCAGGAAUGAAUGCCUUUGGUGGUUUCAUUAAAACCAAAGGGCCCACUGCUGGCAACAGGCCACAGCUUAGCAAGGCUGCUCGUAUGCCUCAAAAUGAACUUCUGGAUAGGAUCUUCGAAUGCUUCAGGCGGUAUAACUACUGGUCCAUGAAAGCUCUACGCGCCGAACUCCAACAACCCGAGGCAUAUCUUCGGGAAACAUUAGAGAAGGUUGCAGUUCUAGCAAAGAGUGGACGCUUCGCCACACAAUGGUCGUUGAAGCCCGAGAAUAAACUAGCGAACUACGAGGGGAGCGUGGAUGCGGCUGCUCCCACUAACGAAGAAGAAUCGGAUACGGGCAUGGACGAUGAUGAGGAUGAUGAGGACGUUAAAUUUGAAGACGUGGUCCCAUCAUAG